ACUUGCAAAUAUGAUGUCCAGUCGAAUAAACUUAAUUAUAAGGAAUUUUUAUAAACGACCUGGACAGUAUUGUCGUUUGUGUUCAACAGUUUCACGGUCAACAAAUGAAAAGGAUCCUGCAUCGUUAUUUUUCAAUGAGAACGUACAAGAGUAUUUGACGACUUUAACUCGUAUUAAUUAUGAAAAGGUUUUCUCAGCACGCAGAGAUGGAACGCCCUUAGAUGUACCAAAAUAUAAAUUCAUGACAGACAAAGAAUUGCAAGAAGCACGAGCGAAGAUAUCGACGAAAGCAAAGGGACGGAUUCAAAUGCCACCGGUUGUAAAAAUAAGAGCAGAGCCUGAAAUUUUAUCUAAAGAUGUUGCAUUACAAGGCUUAUACAUGCACAAUAUUGUCUUCACAGACAUAUCCUUUGGAAGCAACAAUAGAAACAGAUUAAUCGUGGUUAGAGAACCAAAUGGUACAUUGAGGCAUGCCAAUAGUAACGAAAGGCAUAGAAUGAAUCAAGUAUAUUUUCCUAUUUCCAACAGAGAGGUACACAUCCCAGAGAUGUUUAAAAAUCCAUAUUUGAAUAAUUUAUUGGAGAGGGAAGAAUUUGAAUUUAUUUUAGACAGAGCAUGCAUACAGUUCGAACCUGAUGAUCCAGAAUACCAUAGGAUCACGAAAGAAGUAUAUUCUUAUGUGAAUAAAGUGGGGAAAUUCCAAAGUUUGAGAUCUACCAGGCACUUUGGUCCAAUGGCAUUUCACCUUGCUUGGGAAGACAAUAUUCACACCUUACUGAUAGACGUGAUCAAAAGUGGAAAUAUAGAAGAAGCUGGGGCAUUGAUACGACUUUAUAAUAAAAUCCAUCCUGAGGCUAAAUCAGGCAAAGAACCAAUAUUCGACGAUGCGGAGUUAGUAAAACUUUACGCUACACUCGAUUCAUCGAAGCAAUACGCGAUAAUGUCUGCCUUGAACACGUACGAAACAAUACAGAACGAGAGAGAAGAAAUGAAAGAGAGUAUAUUGAAAGCUCACGGGUUGACGAACAGCAUCGAUGAAAGAUCAGAAACGUGAACGAACGUUUAGCUCGUUAACUUAACCGACAACCCCUCUUGUUCUUUACCGUUUGUACAAAUCCUUAUUGUGAAUAAUAAAUAAAAAUCGUUAUACAUUGA
Molecule: messenger RNA, 1155 nt
Organism: Habropoda laboriosa
Lineage: Eukaryota; Metazoa; Arthropoda; Insecta; Hymenoptera; Apidae
Gene: mRpS22
Product: 28S ribosomal protein S22, mitochondrial
Exons: 3
Coding region: 11-1054 (347 amino acids)
Cellular component (GO): mitochondrial small ribosomal subunit
Molecular function (GO): structural constituent of ribosome
Source: RefSeq, a predicted model, not a curated record